This is a messenger RNA of Rhododendron vialii, 2901 nucleotides long. Its product is annotated as protein NLP2-like. The record is from RefSeq and is a predicted model, not a curated record. Lineage: Eukaryota; Viridiplantae; Streptophyta; Magnoliopsida; Ericales; Ericaceae. Gene Ontology annotation, molecular function: DNA-binding transcription factor activity; protein binding. The transcript is spliced from 3 exons. Bases 556 to 2676 code for a protein of 706 amino acids.
AUGGAAAAUUCUGACUCCAUCCAAGGUGUUUUCAGGAAUAAACAAUGGUAGGAAACUUCAUCCCACCUUCUUUUGAAAGUACUGAAGUAGUAGUGUGAAUACUCGGAGACGUUGCAUUUCUUUUCUUUCCUCACCAAAUCUCUCCAUCAAUAAAAAGGGGUGUAGGACUUGCAGGAUGAACAAUUAUCACUUGGAUUCUCUCUUCUCCUCAUCGAAGCCCCCUCGCUUUCUUGUCCUCUCUCUCUCUCUCUCGUUCUAUCAUCUUUCUCUCCAUCCAUACAUCGAUCUUAGAUCUCAGAGGUUUAGGAUGGAUCCUUCUAAAUUCAAUUGCUUUUUGUGUCCUGUUCAGUUUCUUUUUGUAAAACCCUGAUUCCAAGAAUUCGCUCGUGUUUUUUCUCACCAAAUUAGGAUCUGGGUUCUCUUGUUCCGCUUUAUUUUUCACUUGGGUUCGCAACCAAUUUCAGUUCAAUCUUCUUGUUUCUGCCUUUGAUUGUUGGCGCAAAAUAUUGUCUCAAACCCGUGUUUUUCUAUUGGUUGAAUUUGGUAACUGUGCCAAUGGUUGUGCUUAGGGAGAGUGGAGAAUUGGAAUCGGACGAGCCUACUGAAGAAUCCUCCUUCGAGGAGUUGAACUGCUCGUAUUCCUCUCCGCCUCCGCCGACCACAUAUUCCCCUCCGUGGGGGCCCGCAAAUUUCCCGGAUUUUCCUCCGUCGCCCACAUAUUUCGCUGUGUGGGGCCCCACAUAUUUCCCUCCGUCGGCACCGUCUUUUCCUUUGUAUUUGCCGGCGUCGCCGCCCCCACCAUCCCCAUCCACUUCUAGUACUUUAUGUGUACGGACUAGACUUACUUUUUCGCAUGAUUUCCAAAAUCAACAGCACGAGAACGUCGUUGACCUGAUCGUCGUACACUUUGCGUUGUUUGUGGAUUACCUAAUUGAGGACAGGGGCGGUGCGCUGAAUGUGAUCAACGGGUUGGAAGGCGGUGCGCUGAAUGUGAUCAACGGGUUGGAACUCGGUGCGCUGAAUGCGUUGGACUUCGAGGACGUAUAUGAAGAUUUGCCGUUUGAGUUCAACGAGUUGGAACACCAACAGGAGGACAUCGUUGACCAGCUGGCCGUAGACUACGCGAGAGUGGAUCAUAGUGUAAUUGGGUACAUGGGCGAUGGGUUGGAUGUGAUCUCAGGAGGGGGAGUUUCCAAGGUCAACGGGGUGGAACACAGCCUAGGUCAGGCCUUGUCUACGACUCCAGAACCAUCGGUUGUAAUAUUUACGGACAAGCUCUCCAUAAAAUUGUGGCUGGGACACCGCGGCCAAUGGGUGGCCGAUAUUCGUUACGGGUGGAAUUGGCUCAACCUCGGCACCUUCAGAACCGUCGAGGGCGCCCCCUUAGCCGCUGAAUCUGUAAAAAGGUGGAGGGGAGGGAAGGAUCUUUUCGAUUACCCUCGACCUUUCAUGACUGAAAACGGAUCAGAAUCGCUGCAGUUGCCACCGACGGCACAAGAAGAGAACCAAGAUGAUGGAAUUGGCAGUGAGGGAACAAGGGAAUGUGCAAUGGCAGACCAGGGCCAUUUUAAUUCCGGGGGUUUGGAAAAAAAGGAAAACAAGGGAAAAGAACCCAGGGGAGAGAGAAGAAAGAAGAAAGCAAAUGGAGUUAGAAUUGCAAUUCCUUUGGAUAAUAUCUUACAAACUAAGGGAAUGUGUCUUAAAGCUGCUGCAAAUCAUCUCAAAGUUAGCAUUUCUAAAUUGAAGAGUUCUUGUCGGGAGUAUGGAAUCCUCAGAUGGCCACCUCGCAAUGAACACAAACUUAUCCGGCAAUCUUUUCCCAAAGAAACUCCCGUGGUUGUCGAUCAAGAGGGAAUCCCACAGUUGACUUCUCGUACUGUGCCAUCUAAUCAAGCCUUGACGGCUACAGUUGACACAAAUAGUGUUGUUGAAAAGGAAAUUCCACUACUGCAGUUUUUGCCUACAGCUCAACAAGAGAACCCUGGUGCGGGUUUUGGCAACAAUGAAGCUGAAGCAAUUGGAGUGGGGGUUGAGGGAACAUGGGAGGCUGUAAUGGAAGAGGCCCAAUUGAAUUCUGGGUGUUUGGGGAAAAAAGGGAAAAGGAAGGUAAAUACCCCAGGAGGAGAGAGAGGUAACAACAGAACUGAUGGAGUUAGAAUUGCAAUUCCAAAGGAAGAUAUCUUACAAACUAAGGGAAUGCGCCUUAUAGAUGCUGCGAAGCAUCUCGAAGUUAGCAAAUCUACGCUUAAGCGAGUCUGUCGGGAGUAUGAUAUCUACAGAUGGCCACCACGCAAGGAACAAGAACUUAUCGGUCAAUCUCGCCUCAACAGCUCUCCCGCGGUUGUAGAUCAAGAGCAAAUCCAACAAUUGAAUCCUGAUACGCUGCUGUCUUCUAAUCAAGUCUCGGCUACUAGCGAUACAUAUAGUGUGAAGGUAAAGGUAAGGUGUGAAGAAGGAACCAUAAUGUUUCGGUUGUCUUAUCCAUGGCGAAAGGUAGAGCUGGAACAACAAGUGAAAGAGAGGCUGUCGUUCGAGGCUGGAACUUACAAAAUCGAGUACAAAGAUGAGGAUGAUGAGUUGAUUUUAAUAAAUUGUGAUAAGGAUUUAGAGGAAUGUAUCUCCAGUUCUAGCGCAGGGGGCAGCCGUUCGAUUGAGUUAUUUCUUAAACUAAAGUAGCUCAUGAUUUCGCUUUGGCCAAUUUUAAUCUUGGUACUGGAGCAUUUACCCUUGUUAAUUUUACUUUAGAAGAAGUGUUUGGUUAUGCAGUCAAACUGUUAGGACGUCUCCAGAUCUAUUGCAUCGGAGAAGUGCAUAUACAGAUUAUCCAAUAGCUUGAUAUUGUAGUUGUUGUUGCUAUGGUUUGAAAAUUUAGUGCUUCAUAUAUACUGGUGCUUAUCUGUA